Molecule: messenger RNA, 13586 nt
Organism: Melospiza melodia melodia
Lineage: Eukaryota; Metazoa; Chordata; Aves; Passeriformes; Passerellidae
Gene: OSBPL6
Product: oxysterol binding protein like 6
Exons: 25
Coding region: 243-3116 (957 amino acids)
Cellular component (GO): intracellular membrane-bounded organelle; membrane; cytosol
Molecular function (GO): cholesterol binding
Source: RefSeq, a predicted model, not a curated record
GCUUCAACAUAAAGCAGCUUGCUGAGAUCCGAAACAGCGGCAGUUGGUGUUGAGUCAUCGUGGAUCCCUCUGACCCCAGUGUGAACAUGACAUAUACAUCCCUCUGGUGAAGUUCAGCUGAGACUGACUUCCUUUUUGGCUGUCCAUAAACUGUGAAACAGAAGGAUGCAGAAGACUAUCCCCUGCAUUUUUGCCCAUGAGCGAUAAGAGCCCAAGAUCAUCAAUACAAGUCUGCUGCAAAGAUGAGUUCAGAGGAGAAGAGUAUAUCUCCAGCUCACAAAACAUCCACUCCAUCUCAUAGAAGUGCCUCCUCCUCAUCGUCGUCUCAGAGAGACAGGAGGCAGAGUGUUCAUAUUUUGGAGCGAAAGGCUUCUUCAGGAAGCACAGACCCUUCUUUAAGCAAGCAGUUCCUUGAAAGUGAUCAUCUCUCUCUAUCCAAGGAACCUGACAGCUGGGAAAUCAUAGAGGGUCUGAAAAUAGGCCAGACCAAUGUCCAGAAGCCAGACAAACAUGAAGGUUUCAUGCUGAAGAAGAGAAAAUGGCCAUUAAAAGGUUGGCACAAGAGGUUUUUUGUCCUGGAUAAUGGAAUGCUGAAAUAUUCAAAGUCACCAAUUGAUAUACAGAAAGGAAAGGUCCAUGGGAGCAUUGAUGUCGGUUUAUCAGUCAUGUCUAUAAAAAAAAAGGCUCGUAGGAUAGAUCUUGACACAGAAGAACAUAUCUAUCACCUAAAGGUGAAAUCACAGGAUUCGUUUGAUGCAUGGGUUUCAAAGUUGCGGCACCACCGGCUGUACCGUCAGAACGAGAUUGUGAGGUCUCCCAGGGAUGCCAGCUUCCACAUAUUCCCCUCAGCAUCUACUACAGAGUCCUCACCAGCUGCCAAUGUGUCAGAUGGAAAGGUGCAACAAAACAACUUCCCCUGGCAGCCUCCUAUACCUUGCAGUAACAGCCUUCCUGUCACCUGCACUACUGGUCAGAGUAAAGUAGCAGCCUGGUUGCAGGACUCUGAAGAGAUGGACAGAUGUGCAGAAGAUCUUGCUCAUUGUCAGUCUAACCUUGUGGAACUCAGUAAACUUCUCCAAAAUUUAGAAAUAUUACAGAGGACUCAAUCAGCACCAAAUUUCACAGACAUGCAGGCUAACUGUGUAGAUAUUUCAAAGAAAGACAAGCGGGUCACGAGACGAUGGAGAACAAAAAGUGUCAGCAAAGAUGCAAAAAUUCAACUUCAGGAAGGGCCGGCACCGAAGGGCCAGUUCAGCACAACACGACGCCGGCAGAGACUGGCAGCUGCCGUGGCUACAACAGUCCCUUUCAGUGCUACGAUGUCGCCCGUUCGAUUGCAUUCAUCCAACCCCAACCUCUGUGCAGACAUUGAGUUUCAGGCUCCCCCAAGCCAUGUGGCAGACCCUCUGGAGUGCUCUACUGAGUACAUGAAGCUUCAAGAAGAAUUCUGCUUGAUGGCACAAAAAGUGCAUUCUCUUUUGAAGUCUGCGUUUAACAGCAUAGCUAUAGAGAAGGAGAAGCUUAAACAGAUUGUUUCAGAGCAGGAUCUUACAGGCCACAAUGCUCAAAUAGCUCACCUCAGACAGUCCCUUUCUCAGGCUCUCAACCAGAAUGCUGAACUAAGGAGUCGCUUGAACAGAAUACAUUCAGAAUCUGUUAUUUGUGAUCAGGUUGUCAGUGUAAAUAUUAUCCCUAGUCCUGAUGAGACAGGUGAACAAAUUCAUGUCAGUUUGCCACUGUCUCAGCAAGUUUCUAAUGAAAGCAGGCUCUCUAUGUCUGAAUCUGUUUCAGAGUUCUUUGAUGCACAGGAGGUGCUUCUAUCUGCCAGCUCGUCAGAAAACGAGGCUUCUGAUGAUGAAUCUUAUAUCAGUGAUGUGAGUGACAAUAUAUCUGAGGACAACACCAGUGUUGCAGACAACAUUUCUCGGCAAAUUCUUAAUGGUGAGCUGACAGGAGGCGCGUUCAGAAACGGACGGAGGACUUGUCUCCCAGCUCCCAGCCCUGACACCAGUAACAUCAAUCUGUGGAAUAUUUUGAGAAAUAACAUUGGCAAAGAUCUUUCCAAAGUAUCCAUGCCAGUUGAGCUAAAUGAACCUCUGAAUACCUUGCAACAUCUUUGUGAAGAGCUGGAAUACAGUGAACUGUUGGACAAGGCUGCUGAAACAGAUGAUCCUUAUGAGCGCAUGGUUCUCAUAGCUGCCUUUGCAGCAUCAGGCUAUGCCUCUACGUACUUUAGAGCAGGAAGCAAGCCAUUUAACCCAGUGCUUGGUGAAACUUAUGAAUGUAUUAGAGAAGACAAAGGAUUUCGAUUUUUCUCAGAGCAGGUUAGCCACCAUCCUCCCAUUUCGGCCUGUCACUGUGAAUCGAAAAACUUUGUGUUUUGGCAAGAUAUCAGGUGGAAAAACAAAUUCUGGGGGAAAUCAAUGGAAAUUCUGCCUGUUGGAACCUUGAAUGUGACUCUUCCAAAGUAUGGAGAUUACUAUGUCUGGAACAAAGUCACUACUUGCAUACAUAAUAUUCUUAGUGGAAGGAGAUGGAUAGAGCACUACGGAGAGAUAACUAUCAGAAACACAAAAAGCAGUGUUUGUAUUUGUAAACUCACUUUUGUCAAGGUGAACUACUGGAAUUCCAAUGUAAAUGAGGUCCAGGGCGUUGUGAUAGAUCAAGAAGGGAAGGUGGUUCACCGCCUUUUUGGAAAGUGGCAUGAAGGCCUCUACUGUGGGGUUGCACCUUCAGCCAAGUGCAUAUGGAGGCCAGGCUCCAUGCCAACCAAUUAUGAGCGUUAUUAUGGCUUCACAAGGUUUGCUAUUGAGCUCAAUGAAUUAGAUCCUUUACUGAAAGAUCUUCUCCCUGCAACAGAUGCACGAUUCAGGCCAGAUCAAAGGCUUCUGGAGGAAGGAAAUAUAGAAGCAGCAGCAUCUGAGAAACAAAGAAUAGAGGAACUCCAGAGAGCUCGGAGGCGGUACAUGGAAGAAAACGGCAUUGAAUAUGUACCCAAGUUUUUUAAAAAAGUAAUUGACGCUAAUCAAAGAGAAGCCUGGGUUACCAAUGAAACCUACUGGGAACUGCGAAAGGAUCCUGGCUUUAGUAAAGUAGACAUUCCUGUACUCUGGUGAACUGAGAAUGUAGACCUAGUAAACAUAUCACUCUGAAGAAAAAAAAUAACUAUGCACAAUAUGUUUCUUAUAGCUAAGCGUGGUUUGUGGGUCUACGGAAAAACCAUAUCAUAUGCAUUUAUAUUCAUCUUUAUAAUGGACUUUUGGAAGUGCAUUAGACCAGGCCCCUGACCACUUCUGGAUCUUUCUAAUUUUGCAGCAGCCAUCAAAACUAAAAAAAAAAAAAAAAGAAAAAAAAGGAAACAGAAACCUUUUAAAGUUUCAUACGCUGAAAAUUCAGAAAUAAAGAAGCAGAUGAAGUAUCCAAAGUCACUCGGAAGAGGUGGUAAGCGCAAAACUGCAACCGGUGCUUUAAACAGACAUUAAGAGUAAUACAAUUUAAAGUAAAAAAAAAAAAAAAAAAAAAAGAAAAAUAGAAAAAAGUUCCAUUUUGUUUCAACUAUUUUUGUUAAAAACUCUUGGGUCACAACACUGUCAUUUCUGGCUUCAGGUUAGUCCUUUGGUGUGAUAUGCUUGGACUGGCCUUUGUCAAAAAGAUGCUUUUCUGGAAGCUGUUCCCAUUCAUAUGCCAUUGUUCAUGCCUUAACAAAAUAUGAAGAUGUACAUUAAGUAAUUUUAAAAUAUCUAUGCUUAGGCUUGUGUGAAGGGCAGAUUUUUAAAGCUCUAGAAUUUUAUCACAAUAUAAAUACUGGAAGACCUGCAUUAUUUGAAAUCAAAAGAUAACCAAACAUCUAACUGCAUUUCACAGGUAUGAGACCUACUCUACAUGCUUUAGCUUUGGGAUGCUGACUGUAUAAUCAGACUGAAAAGAAACUGCUAGCUGGUUGAAUUUGAAUUUUGGUAAAUGCAUAUGAGUUGCUAGUCAGAAAGUUCAUAUUCUAAAUGACUGAUGCGGAGAUGCAGUCAUCACAUUUAGUACUGCCUGGACAUAGAUCUCUCAGUGAAUCUCAUUUUCCCCUAACUGUUUAUACAAUUAGAAAUCCCUGAAGCUUUGCAACAGCGUUAAAAGCACAGAAGGAUUUCAUGUGAAGGUCUCUGGCUUCUCUCCAGAAGCUGGAUAGUACUGUAAAUGCAACUGUUUUCUGCCACACACUCUGUUUAUUUUCCUGGCUCUGUUUUUUCCCCAUCCACUUUUCUUAUCUAAAAUUAUGUUGGAGAGUAUGGCAGAGGCUCCCAUGUGUUAUAGCUAACAACUUCUACUUGUGUUGCCAAAACAGCUCUGGUGCAAAAUAUACUUUACAUUUUUUCAUAAAAUGGUUCUAUAUUUUUUGAUUUUAAAAAGUCUCUUAUGUGUUGCUAAGCCUCAGUUAAUAUAAGUGGGAGAAGACUUGGCACUUUCUAUUUGAAAAUCUCUGAAACAAUAAACAGUGGGAGGGCAGAUCUUAAUAAAAGUGAAACCAGUAAUUUAUUAGAUAAGAGCUACAUUCCAUAUGGUAUGAUCUAGUCUUCCAUUUGUGCAUGUGUUACACAUCCCACCACUGGUGAUGGGUUAGAUUUCAUGCACAUACUCGGUAUUCCUUUCUGCACAUACAUGACAUAUGAUUUUUCUAUUUAAGAUUCCAGUCCUGAGACCAAAAAUAAAAUUACUAGAUAGGUAUGUGAUCUGCCAGCAGAGCUGCUUGAACAGUUGUCAGUGCAUUACCACACACCCCCAGCUCUCAGCCUGCUUCUUCCUUUUUCCAAGUCAGGUCCCCAUACAACUGAGAUUACUUUGGUCAUUUCAGAUAAAUUUAGACCUCCCUGUUGAUGGUAUAGCAAAGUAACUAGCAGAGCAACUAGCUGCUAAUCAGUUCAAAUUUCUUCACACACUUCUGUUGUCAGAAAGAACUAUGAAAACCUACAGAAAAUAUUAAGUAGACUUUUUAUGAAUUGAGACUGCACAUGAAUUUUUAAUAAAAAUUUGGCAUAAAAAUCCCUAUGUAGAUUAAUGGGAUUUCUUCCAAAGAAAAUUUUAAGUUAUUCAAAGAAUGUUAUCUUUCUCUUUCCUAGUUGAACCUAGUCUGAUUUAUUCUUUAGUUCUGCAAUUGUUAUUAUAAGAAAAUUUAUUAUAAGAAAAUUUUCAUAUAUCAAAGUUGGUUUUUUAAAUAAUAUUUGGUUAAAGUCAUCCUGCUUGCUUUAACAAUAUUACAUUAGGAAUCAAAUUGGCACAUUGUGUGUAAAAUGGCAAUUAAUUAUUCUAUGUAGUUUUCUUUAAAGCCAACUCUAUUAAUAAACAUUUGCCCAUCCUUUGCUCCAGUCCUUGUGUGCAGUUCACCGUGAUAUGAGGAAGUAUUAUUUGUGUAUGACUGCAGGCAUGUCUGAGGGACAGAACUGCAUGUCCUCAAAUCUUUAAUUUAAAUACAGAAAGAAGGUCUUCAGUUUUACAGCAUUCUGGCAGUGCUCUGUGAAUGCCAUUAUUUGCAAUGCCAACUGAAACUUGGUGGACAUUAAAAAUGCUAUCACUGAAUUGUUUUUUACAAUUGUUCAUUUGACAUUCAAUGAAAGAAAAAUAACGCUAACAUUUCUAAAUUCUAGAAAAUCUGUGAAAUGCUAAAUCUUUCUAUUGAAGGCACUUUCUAACCAAAGAGGAUGUUAAAUUAGUUACUUAGUAAGUAGAAAAGACACAAAAUGAUGCAACACAAGGUAUUUGCAGUGUAUAUCAGAAAUGAAAAAGUUUAAGCAGAUGUACCAUGAAGCAGUUUCUCAUAGUGCAGAAUUCUCUGUAUUCUGUGUAAAAUCUGUUACUGCAUUUUUCCUCUAACAUUGGCAGACAUCAUGGAAUAUUUUGUGCUGUUUCUAAGGUGGAUAGAUAUGAGGGCUUCUAUCCAAAUUAUAAUUUUUAGUCAACCUGUGACAUUUCCUAGCAUUGAGUGAGAGGGUAUGGUGAGUUUUGCCCAUCCCCUGCCCGUGUAGUGCGGAACUGAGUAUCCCAUGCUGCAAGGAGAGUGCGCCACUGGCUGUUCUGCAGGCUGGCACUUUGUGUAAAUGCUGUCUGGUUUUUGGCAGGGCUGCUGCUCAGGCAUCUCUUCCUGGCAUGCAGGAUUUUCCUGCUCCGGGAGCAGAACUUUUCAUUUCUAUUGAACCUUGUGAAGUGUUUGCUGGCCCAGUCCUCAAGUUGAGCAGUGUCCUUCUAGCUGAAGCUUUGCCAUCUGGCAUGUCAUCUCCUCCUCCUAAUUUGCUGUCAUCUGUGAGCAGUUACCAUGUGUCACCGUGUCCUUGUCCAGGUCACUGGUGAGAUGUUGAUUGUCAUGGCCACAGAACUGACCCCUGCAGGGCUGUCCUCACUGCUGGCUGCCAGGGCAGAAACCAUUGAUCCCUUACAGCCUGGGAUUCAAGCAGCUUUCAGCCCCACUCACUCCAUUCAUCCAGGCAAUAUUUCCUUUUGGAAGGCAUGGAAAGUACUAUCCAACUCAGUAGAUUUAAUUGCUAUAUGUUUGGUAAGUGUUGAAAAUUAGUAUAUAUCAUUGACACAUAAAACUUUUAUUGCAAUUUAAGAAGUUCUUUUGCUUCAAAGACAUAUGCUUUUCUCCUGUGUUUUCUCAAAACACUCAUUUCUGUAUAAAAAUACACAAUACUUAUGCUUUAGUUUCACAAUAAUGAGCUGUACUUUCUAUUAAUAUUUUAAAAGUGUACCUUAAUUUCUUCCUUGUUCUAGUACUUUGGAUAUGAUAAGGUAAUAGUAGCUAUUUUCAUCAAAUGCAAUGUCUUACAAAGAUUUAAAUAGCUUCAUUCUUGUUUUAGAUUAGUAUUACCAAGAUGGCAGAGUUUUGGCAUAUUAGACAUUUAUAUCUCACAGGAAUAGAUUAUUUGAGUUGAUUUUCAUGACGUAUCACUGUGAUUAAAAAGUCAUCUAGGCACCCAUUCUAAUUUUAGACAGAUGUAAGUUGCAUGAAAUAAACUUUUUUGUAUUUGGCUUUAAAAGUGCAGUUUCCAUUAUAAUAGUAUUUUCAUCAUACAAGUAACAUUACCCUUCUUUUUUCUCCUUUUGAACUUCUGACUGAAUAAGCCUGUAUGGCACCUGUGAGGUUUAUGUGAGUGGCACAUGCCAGGCAUAUGUCAAGUACUGCAGUAUGUGAACAUGGCACAGUGUUGGAAGAUCUUAUCCUUAAUUCCCUACUGAGCACUGUCAGUGCUUUAUGGAAACAAACUACACAAACCUUAAGGCAAACUAGGAGGCAGCUCUGGGCACCUGUGAGCAGCUUGCAUCUGGGCCAUGUCCUCUGUUCCCUGUGGAGGGAAUGGGAUUUUCUCUCCUCUCACCAGUGGAGCCCAGCACAAUUGCAGUCUUACACUGAGCUUUUCCUCAAAAAAUCAGAAUUUUUAGGAAAGCCCUGGAGGAGAGGAGAGGUUCACUUGCAAUUGCACAAUAACCAAGAGGGCUGAAUAUAUCCAUUCUCUGUAUUGCAAAACUUGCUCUCACUAGUAGAGGGAAUGUUUGUGUGCUCUCCUUGUUUUACUGGAUUUUAGACAUUUUCUGGUCCAACAAUAAACAAUAGCUAUUUUACAUGUGUUGGCAGCAGUUGUAAUCUGAGGAAUGAAUGUUUGUAGAUGCCAUUAGUAGUAAUGGAGGUGCAUAAUUAAAGCAAAGGAGAUGUUUUCAGAUUAAAUCCAUCUGAAAGUGUAUUUGUACUCAUAUGCUAAAAUGUUAGGAGGGGUUAAGCUAGAGAGUUUUGCCCACUUGGGGGAAUAAGAUUAAUAUUGACAGAAGUGUAUCAGAAACACUGGAAUGGCCUCACUGGUAACCUUGUGUAAGGCACAGACCCAUGAGAAAGCUCAGGAAAUUUGCUAUGUCAUAACCACUUACCUUGGCAGCUACUGGGACUGGAAAACAUGUCCUUGUUUUUUCUUUGUCUGUCAUUAAGUAACAGUCAUCAAAACUGUGUAAAACGUAAAUUUACACUUCAGUGCAUGUAUUGAUAAUUUCAAGGUAUAUUUAGUAUAAAAAGUAGCAUCAUUUUCUACUUCAGCGUUCCUGGUUACUUUUAUGGUAAUUUGGAUACCAGUCAGUAUUUUUAUGAAGAAAGCAUGGGUUUUUUGUUUUCGUUUUCCUCUCUCUUUUUUUUUUUUUUUUUUUUUUUUAAUGGAAGAAUCUAGACUGUGUUAAUAAAGGUAUAAUUAUUCCUGGUGAGAGUAUCUCCAUAAGCUCCAUCACAACAGUGACUGGCACCCAGGAGAAUGCUGCAAAUCUGAGUAAGGUCAGAGAAAUUGCACAUUUACAGCAAUUUAUCUUAUUUUUGUAUUAUAUAUUGUAAGGAAUCUACUUACAAAAGCAAACACGUUAUUUACUUUUAAACUAGGGUAUUUAAAACCUUUAUUUAUUUGCUUUAGUAGAAAUGAUAUAGUUCUUUCAUUAAACUGAAAAGUAUCUUUAUAAAAGGAUUUUUAUACAGUUUCUUGCAAGUUUGAAAAGUAAUAUUGAUGUACUUGUGUUUUAUAUACCAGCCUCCUAUUUUGUCAAAUUUUGUGGUAUUAUAAACUUGCCAUCUCUAAUUUAAAAAAAAAAAUUACCUUUCCCUGCAAUCUUUGUUAAACCUCAGAAAAGAAAGGCAAGAGAGAGACAACAAUGCAGAAUGGUGAAACUUGUCACAGGAGCUCUGUCAGUGUGAGAUGUAACAAAGGAGAAAGUUUUCUAACUUGUAGGAAUUAAACUGUCAGCAGAGCUGCUGAAUUUGUUUUAGGCUAGUUAUCUUAAUACCAUUUUUCUUUUCACUGAUCCAUGACAGCAUGAAAAAAGGGAAGAUUGGAGACAUUUUCUCAGAAUUAAUGCUGAAGGUGAAGGGAAGUUUUUACUCCUUUCAUAAAUAAAAAAUUACUGUAGCCAGCAUUUGUCUGAAGAUGUCCUGGUAAUUUGGACGACAAAGAGAGUUACAUACUCUGAAUAUAUAAUCAGCAGUGUGUAAUAUGUUCUUUCUGACCUGUGAAUAACUCAUUGAAGUAUGGUAAAGCUACUUAUUGGUACUCCUGGAACAAUGACUCAGAUGUCUCCUGUGAAACACUAAAAUGUAUUUUCAUAUUGACUGCUAGUUUUUGUAGUCUGCAUUAGUAAAAGAGGAUAUAUAAUGUUGCUGGCCCAUUAGCAGCAACAUUAGGCAUGCAAAAUGGGAAGAGGUGAGGAAAUUCCUUCAGAAACUCAGGAAUGGGUAAAUUCUCUGAGAAUCAAAAUGAUGUUCUGCUCUGCAAGAGCAGAACACAAUGGCAAAUAUUCAGCCAGAACUGUUCUUCACUGAGCUACUUGCUUCUGGUGCCAGUCAGUGUAGCUACACAUGCAACCUCUUGUUCUGAAAUUGCAUCUCUUUUUAGGAUUGUGCUUGUGUCCCAAGGGUUGCUUUGUCAUGUCCACCAAGAAUAAUCAGUGGUUGAGUCAGGACUGCAAACUCAGAUUUCUUGUGUGGUAGUCCUGUGCUGAACAUUCUCUCUUUCUUUGUUAAAGUCACCUGAUCAAGGAAUAUUAUAGUAACAUUAACAUAGUGAAUACAAGGUUAAUCCUCAGUAUUUUCCAGGGAAAGGAAAAUUCAGGAUAUCUUCUUUAACUAUGUGGAAGAAAUGCAGAUUAUAUCUUUUAUUAUCCUUGUGUUUGCUUAAUAUUUUAUAAAAUAUUUUGAGAUUGGAUCACAAUAAAUAUAUUAAAAUUACUUUAUCCCCUAUCUUGAAGUUGACAUUGAAAAUUGUCAUUCCAAUCUGAGGUUAGAAAGUAAGUCCAUUUAGUUUUUAAAAUAAGUGCUACUUGUAUUCUUUAGUAGUUGAGAUACAGUAUAACAAAUUGAGAUCACAACAAAUUUUCUUUUCUGCUGAGUCUCACAGAAGACCUGACUGAGCAGAAAAAUAAAUACUGAUGAGUGUAUUUUGGUAUGCAGGCAAAAAUGCAAACUUCUGCCCUAGUAAGCUUUAUCUCUAAUUAGCAAAGACACUGUUCUUGUUCCUUUUUAAUAAUUUCUAAACUACUUACUUUCAAACAUUUUUUCCGCACUAAGAAUUAAUCCAAUGGAGUUUGAUUUUUACAAAGUAAACCGUGUUUGAAAUUCUGCAGAGAGGAAGGUUGGUGUUCAUGUCAUGCGAAAUGUCUGCUUCUUAGGGUGGACCACUAAAAUUUCGCUCUCAGGCCAAAAAUAUAUAUCAGUGGGCUUUUCCAGUGGGAUUCUUCUUUGCAUAUGGAUUUGUGUCUAUGUCAUUUAUUGUAAAAUAAGUAAGAAGUCAGGCUGCCAGCAUAUGAUGUCUGAAAUAUUUUUCUUCCCCAGAACUGCAUAGCAAGCUACCUGUUCUUUAUCUGUUACUGCUAGAUUGUCUAAAGGGAUACUUUAUUUAGCAUAUGAAAAGCCAUCAUAAAUGAAACUACUGUGGUGUCAAGAAAGAUUAUUAUAAUAGUUCUGUACUACUGUGAUAGUUCUGUUUGUAUAUUUUAUUUGUUGCAACCAGUAGCAAGACUCUUCUUUGGGUCUCUAUCUACUUUUCUUCAUAUAAUUAACCGGUGAUUUGUAAUUUCUCAGUAUUUCAGCAGCAAAGAAUUCUAUAUUUUCUCUCACUUUUGCACAAAGCUAAUAUAAAUUGGGAAUAAUAUCACACUUUUUUGGUGUGAUUAGAUCCCAUGUGCACAUGUAUGAAAUGUUGUAAUGUUAGUUUUUUUACUGUGCUCAUAUUCUGGGAAUGCCAUUAGAAGGGUAAGGUAUAGAUGAGUUAUUAUUUUUAUACUGCCUUAUUGAGCUUCUUUGCUUGUAACAACCUUUCAGGUGGUAGAUUGCCCUGUGCCAAUUCUUUAGCAAGCCAGAAUGUCAGAACCUAAGGAGCUGAAAGAGCAUUCUUUGCUGAUUGCCCAUAUCUAUGUGCUCAUUCUGAAAAAAAACAAGCAAAACAAACCAUAUCUGUUGAUUACUUGCAUGCCUCUUUGGGUAGCUUACCUCUAAAAGAAGAUCCUCAGAGUCUUUCUGCUGUGAUUAUGCUAUUAUGUCAGGUACACGGGCAAGCAGAAAUUUGCUUUGUGGUUUUUAAGGUGAAUUUAAAGGCAAAAUUUGCUUUUUAGAAGUAUACAGAUCCAGUGCUACUUUUGAGUAGUGGGUAGAUAGUGUCUGUUUUAAAGAGAAAUGACAGACUGUAGUGAGAAAGAGUCUGAGUUCUUAGAUGCACCAGAUAAAUUUUUUUCUGUUACUUGAAAGCAAGAGAAGAAAUUUACUUAAGGGAAAGAAAGGCAGUGAGAAGCAUUUAUGUACCAAUCUACCCAAAUGCAGCAGAAUGCAUUGUCUGAGUACUUCAGUAUUAAACCUUACAUGCAGCACUCCCAAUUUUAUACUCAAAAGUUUGCUAUGGACUUCCAUAAUGAGAUGAUGAAGAAUAGGAUACUGGAAAAAAAAUCAGUACCAUAAUUUAAAUAACUCUAAUUAAUAGAAAAUUAAUUUGCAGAUAUUUGUAGUGAAAAUUAUAUAAGCUACUUAUAGUAUAGCAAUUUUUAAAAGCACAAGUUUGGUCCUUUGUAGUACAUUCAGUAAUUUAACAUUAAAAAAUAUUUUUCAUUGUUCUUGAUUGAUUUCCUGCAAAUGUAUUCAUCCGCUCUUGACUAUUCACAAGUUUGGGAUGUCUUCAUGAUAAUUCUUUACAUCUUAUUAAUUCUGAAUCCCAAUAUGAGGUGAUUAUACCUGUAAAAGCAAUUUUAUUGCUUAUGAUUUGUAAACAUCAGGAGCUGAGGAGCAAUACAGAAAGGAUAUAAUUUGUGUAUUCUAAAUCUAUAGAGGUGUUUCACUGCAGGAGUUAAUCAGCAAUGCACAACAGAAUUUUUUCCUGCUCCAUCUGCUUGGACUCUGACAGGCAUCGAUGUGUACUUAGCAUUAACAUUGCAAACAGUUCUCAUUCACAUCAGUGUAAAAGAUGUAGAUGCUUAAGUUCAAAUAAAAACACUCUACAGUUACAUUCCUAAGAAAACAAUGUACUGGCUUACCUGGUGAGCCCAGGUUUUGUAGCGCUUGAUUUCUAAUUCCUACAUGCUGAACCAAAUGAGCGCCCACGCAGAGGCUGAGCUGCAGUUGGUACUCCGUUCCCCUUGAACCCAGUGAGCUUCCAGAUGAGUGGAUGAUCUAGCUGCCCAAAAAUAUUUCAGCUGUAGGCCUAAUGUGCAGUCAAGCCUAGGUAUUCAACUAGUUGCCCUUAAGCUUAAUUUUAAACCUGUGCGCUGUGUUGUGGAAGAUAAAAUGUGUGAAAUACAGUUGGUUUGACUGCUUACCACUCCCAGCAAUAUAUUUGACUUUCCUCUUGGAUUUUGGUAUCUUAUUCUGGAGCUUGUAGUUUAAAAACAAGUUAACUUCAUGUCUCUGCAAAGCUCAGUUAGAUAUGACAUUUGGAAUAAAGAACAGUACAUUAAAACAAUAACAAUUCAUCGUAUUAUGUCUCAUUCUGGCAAGCUUAAUUGUAAGGAUAUUUGCAAUCCCUGUUCCUGUUUCCCUAUACUUUCCCCAGGAUGGUGCCAGCCCAGAGCUGGGAGUUUUUAGCACAGUAUGCCAGUGAAAAAAAGGAGUCAAACCUUUCUGAUUUGUGGAGCAGGGGUGGCAGACAAAGAGCACGCUCUUUAUCUUAGCCCAGAAAAGGAUGAAUGUGAGAAAGUGCCUCUCUCCGUCUAGGCUUCAGCACAUACAUAGAAUUGCUUUCUUUUGGUAUUUUGAGUUCUCUGGCUACUUCUGAGAUUAAACCUAGCCAGAAAAGAGCAGUAAUAAAACAGUUUUAAGUUUCCAUGUAAUGCAGCUGCAACACUUACUCUGUGUCUUUGAACUUGUCAGUUGGUUUUGAACGUACUGUUGUAGUAAUCCAGAGAGCAGAUGGGGCCUCACACUGACUACCUCUCAUGCAAUAAAGCCCAGGCUCAUUCAGUAGUUAAUAUUGAUUACAGCUGAGCAUCCUUUGGCCACAUCAUUCAGGGAGGUGGUAGUGGGGGGAAGAGUAAACAAGAAAUAAUAACAAAGACUUUAUUCCAGUGAUGUAUGUGGUAUACACGAUACCCAUAAUACCAACUCCAACUAAAGGAGGUCCUACAGCUUCUGGUAGGAAAUAAAAAGUGAAUUUGGCUAUGCUAUAGUUUUUGUUGUGCUCUAAAAUGUAACAAAAGUUGUCAUCUGUUUCCUUCAGGCUAAGUCAGAUUUUCCAGGAUAUUGUGUCCAAAGCAUACAACACACAAUUCUAAUUUUUGAGGAAACAUGAUGCUCUUUUUACCUGUUGCAAUGUAAUUGGAUAAUGCAUGUACAAAUGACUUGUGUAGCCUGCCAAUGAAUGUUGCUAAUGCCUUACCAAAAAGAAAAAGAUAAAGCAUAUUUUUUGUAAUUUUUUUUCCUCAGAGGCAAAUCCAAACAAUGCUAGAUUUGGGAAACUGUUUACUGAAAAGCAUUUUCUAAUAGAUCUCUGAAGAAGUGCAAUUGUAUAAUUACUAUUGUUCAGUGCAUACAGUACAUUGUCUCCAUCACUCUGUACACUGCUGCUAUUAGUGCUUGUUCUAAUAAAUCUCAAUGUACACUGUUUAAA